AGAUGUAGUUAGAGCAGUAGUGAGAGACAGAAAGUUUUAGAUCGAGUUUUAGAGAAGCCAUAAUGGUAAAUUAUUGUGUUUGUGCUGGUUGCACGAAUUCCAGCCUGUCAGGACAUCGUGUCCAUCAUUUUCCUUCUAGGAAAAACAAGGCUUUUCGGUCUUGGGUGCGUUUUGUGCAGGUGAAGAGAGCAGACUUCACUGCCGCGUCUGUUACCACACACUCGGUCGUUUGUGGCGCACAUUUCACUCCGGAGAAUUAUCGACCUGGAGAUUUGUUGGAGUCUCGGAUGGGAUUUCGGAGUAAGGAGCACGUGAGGCUGAUUACUGAUGCUGUUCCCUCGGUGCACUCGAUGGAAUCAAGUCCACCGUCAAAGUGUACACCGGAUUUUGGCGCAGGCUGGACAGGAGGACAAAGUGCUAAUGUUAGCAGACAUUCUGUGCAACGAAAACGAGGACUUAGCAGAAUGUUCAUCAUGAGAGAGCAGGUGGAUGUGAUCUGCUGUAAAUCAGUAGGAACUGAUCUGUCCAUGCUGGAUAUUGAUGAUUUCAUCACAGAAAUCUCUCAGCUGAAGAAAGAGGUGACGUCACUGAAGACAAAACUGAUGGAGAGAGAACUGUAUUCAUCCUGCACCUGUUUUGAGCGAGUUAAAGUUGAGAUUGAGCUGGAAAAGGUUUCCUGUCAAUCUUCAGUGUGUGUGACUGAUGGGACCUCCACAGAAUGUCAGGAUUCAGUGUGGAGCGGCAGAGAUCAGUCCACACCACAGCAGCUGCUGGACAAACUCUCUGAACAGAGAUCCAGAGACACACAGGACUCACAGCUCACUUUACUCUGUUCUACUGAUGCUCAGGAGAGUGUGUGUGACAGUAAUCAGGGUGAUCAAACCUCCACAGAGUCUCUGACUUCUGUCUGUAACGCUGGAGAACAGCAGAUGCUGCAGACACCAGUGAAGAUUGAAGUGAAGCAGGAGGAGAUAAAAGAAGAAAACACAGCAGAGGAACAACAUACUGAUGAAGAUGAUUUUAUUCCUUCAGAGCUGAUGGAAGUAAAAGAGGAAAGUCAAGAGCUUAACGAAGUGGAGGAGAAACAUCGUGAUUUUACAGCUGGAGAAUACGUUUUGAGUGGCUCAAAGACAAAGAAGAAUUUCUCACCAAAAAAGCCUCAAAGAAGAGCAGCAAAGAAAUCUUUCAACUGCUCUCAGUGUGGAAAAUGUUUCUCAUAUAAAAGCCGUCUUCAUAUUCACAUGAGAGUUCACACUGGAGAGAAACCUUAUACGUGUCAUCAAUGUGGGAAAAGUUACGCAUCUGCUGCCCGAUUCAAAAAUCAUCUCCACGGUCACUCUGGAGAAAAGCCAUUUGAAUGUGAUCAGUGUGGUAAAACCUUUUUUUUGAGUUCAGUCUUAAAACAGCAUCUGAAAACUCACACAAAUGAUGAGCCUUACAAGUGUUCUUCUUGUGGAAAGAGUUUUGCACUCCUGUCCUAUUUUAAAGAAAACCAAAAAAUUCAUUUCGGCAUGGGGGUUCAUAUGUGCUUUGAAUGUGGGAAGAUCUUUACUAAAGCCGGCAACUUGAAACGGCACCAAAGAAUUCAUACUGGAGAAAAACCUUACAAGUGCUCACUCUGUGGAAAGCAUUUCACUCAGUCAGAACACCUGAAAACACACGAGCGAAUCCAUACUGGAGUGAAACCUUACAAGUGUUCACACUGUGGAAAGAGUUUCGGUGUGUCAGAACACCUGAAAACACAUGAGAGAAUCCAUACUGGAGAGAAACCAUACAAGUGCUCACACUGUGAAAAGAGUUUCAUUAAGUCACAAAACCUGAAAAUACAUGAGAGAAUCCAUACUGGAGAGAAACCUUACAAGUGCUCACACUGUGCAAAAAGUUUUACUCAGUCAGAACAUCUGAAAAAACAUGAGAGAAUUCAUACUGGAGAGAAACCUUAAUAGUGCUCACACUGUGUAAAGAGCUUCACAGUGUUACAACAUUUGAAAACUCAUGAGAGAAUCCUGGAAAGAAAUCAAACCACUGCUCUUGAUGUGGGAAAAGUUGAAGCACAGCAAGUAACCUACAGAAGCAUAUAAAACAGAAUUGCCGAAGUAGUCACAGUGAGCAAAAAUCAUUCUAAUGUCCAACGACUUUAAGUUAAUAGUUUGAAAUUCAGAUGAACCCAAUGAUUUCUCCCAAAAGGGUAGCAUCAUCUAAAGCCCUAUUCCGACAGGACUAGUAUUCCCUGAGGAGAUUAGGGAAAUUUGUGUUUCACAGACGCACUUUUGUGAUUUUAAUUCCAUCCGAAUCUUACAGGUCUUUGUUUUAAUCACGCAAAUGUAGUAGCAAAUUACCGACUGUUUUUCAAGGGUCCUCUGAGAAAUCGAAUCGCAUCCGAAAACGAAUGUCUGUGAUUGCUGAUAUACAUUUUUGCAAUUUUUCAGCAAAUGGAAGUGCAGCAUAGUUCAAGUGGGAAGACUUGCAGCUGUACAUCAUCACAUCAUUAGCUGGGUAAUUCCCUGCCAAUUGCAUGUAAGCCAUUGCUUUAUAAGUCUGCUCACAAUCAAUCACAUUGCUGUUUCAGUGCACUAACACGGCAACCUCCACCACCCCACCACCACCUGUUGAGCCCUGUCCCGCAGGGGGUACGCUCCUCGCCCCUGCCUCCUAUCUCCGGCAGGAUAUGACGGUUCCGGGUACAACUCCCUCGGACCGCCGGAUGGGGCCUAUGCAAAAGAGAGAGACAUUAAUUUCUGUUUUACAUUUAUCAAAUAAAUGGCAUCUUAAGCUUCACUCAAGCCUGCGAGUCUUCCCAAUAGAAGUAUUUUGACCAACAUAAUCUACUGUGAAGAUUGUUAUUUUGCGUGCAGAUUUUUUGCCAUCUGACCCAAAAAAAAAGAGUUCACAGAUAAGUCUUGAUUAUUUCAGUGUGUCUAUUACAAGCAGACACUCUGAUAAACUAGGGAUGUGUGAGACUAGUCGACUAUUAAAUUGUUAAGGCUGAAACGAUUAGUCAGCAUUAUCAACAACAUCAACAAAAAAAAUAGUUGACAAAAAUUUCCAUUGUCAUUUGAUCUCAUUUAGAGUAACACAAGAUCAUAUGAAACUCUAAUGAUGGCGCUUGAUUGAGGAGAGGAAGAAGUCUAAACUUUCCCAACUGCGUAAGGCAGGGCAAUUGGUAAUUCACUUGCAUUUUAAAUAAAAGCAAAAAGCUUCAUUGGCCAAAAAAAUUAACUUCACAAAAACCCAAAUUUCACUGUUUUCUGGUCCUGGCACAAAAUGACCAGCUAACAUAAUUUCCAAGGAAAUUGCUGCAAAGAAUAUUUGGCCCGACACAGGACUCAUGGUAGCGUUCACCUUUUCUUCACCAGAAUAUCGAUUUUCCAGAUGUCCCAAACAGUCGUAAGGGGGCUUCAUCAGAGAAAAUAUCUUUGCACCAGUCUUCUGCUGUCCAAUCCUUGUAAUUCCUGCAGAAUUUCAGUCUGUCCUUGAUGUUUUUCUUGGAGAGAAGUGGCUUCUUUGCUGCCCUUCUUGACACCAAGCCAUUGUCCAAAAGUCUUCGCCUCACUGUGCGUGCAGAUGCACACACCCCAACCUGCUACCAAUAUUGAGAAAGUUCUGCACUGGUGGUGGCACGAUCCCGUAGCUGAUUCCUCAGGAGAUGGUCCUGGCACAUGCUGGACACUCUGGGACGUCCUGAAGCCUUCUUCACUGCAGUUGAACCUCUCUCCUUGAAGUUCUUGAUGAUCCUGUAAAUGGUUCUUUCGGGUGCAAUAUUCUUUGCAGCAAUUUCCUUGCAUGUGAGGCCAUUUUGAUGCAAAGCGAUGAUGGCUGCACGUCUUUCUUUAGAGGUAACCGUCGCUAACAAGAACACAAUGAUUGGAAGCACUUCUUCCCUCCUUUUAUAGCAUCAGUCUGCUCUUAUAAUCCAAUCAGAAUGAUAGAGUGAUUUCACCUGACUAGUGCUCGUUCACACUUUCCCAGGUGCUGCUGAUAUGAUUAGUGAAAUGAUGUUUGCUGGUCAUUUUGUGCCAGGACCAAAAAAAUCUGAUCACUCUGCACAAUAAUCUAGAAACAAUGUGAAUCAACACCACAACAGCUGAAGCAGAAAACUGCCUGAAUUAAUUUCUGUCUUCUGAGGAACACGAAAUUCGAUUUUUGGCAGUAAAAUAAAAGUGAAUUGAGACUGAAACUGACAUUCUCACUAAAAUCUCCUUUUGAGUUCCACGGCAGACGGUUUUCGAACAACAACAUAAAGGCGAGAAGUGAUGACAGAAUUCUCGUAACACUUUACAAUAAGGUUACAUUUAUUAACAUUAAAUGAUGCAUCAUGAACUAACAAUUCAUUUGACAGCAUUUAUCAAUCUUAGUAAAUGUUAUAUAAUAUUAUUAUUAGAUUAAUAUUCUGUAUCUUGAAAUUAACAUUAACCAAGAUUUAUUUAUUAUAUAAAAGUGGUGUUUAUUGUUAGUUCAUGUUAACUAAUGUUAACAAAUUAAACCUUUUGGUAAAGUGUUCCCAAAUUAGAUUUUUUUGGGUAAAUCAUCUCUUUGAGAGUACAAGUCAAUUCUCUUCAGUUGCAUUAAAAAUGUCUGUUUAAUAUUAACAGAAUGCAUUAAAAAUGUUAACAGAUAAAAUCCCAUAAGGCAUUAAUGAAGAUGAUUUCAUUGGAGUUUCUUGCUUGUUUUUUGUGUCAAAAUUACGGACAGCGUUUUAAGUAAUGACGGAUUAAUCUCGCGCUCACGCAAGAUUCUUAGGGGGGAAAAAGUGAGUCAAAUUAAAAUGUGCGAAUCCAUAAUAUGCGCGAUAACGGUAAACGGCAUGUCAGCGUCUAACUCAAUGUGACAAGCAAAAUGUCAAAUUAAAAAUAAAAUGUCACUCUACCAACAACAGAAUUUGUAUUAUAAUGCUAAUUUAGCAUUUCUCACGGCCAUCGAUGAUAGUGCUCUCUGGCGCACACGAGCAAACAGAGCGCGAGAAGAGCGAGCACAUCCAUGACGUGAGAAAUGCUAAAAUAUGAUUAUAAUACAAUGAUUUUUGUGAAUGUGUUUUGCCACAGAUUUUGCAGAAAAUGCAAGCACUAUUAAUGCAAUGCAGGUUAUUAUUUUUUUAAUUAUUUGUUAUUCUUAAUUGUUAUUCUUUCUGAUUGCACUGUGUUGUGCAUUUUAAUACCUGGUGGAAACACCUGAACAAGUAAGCUAUGGAAGUAGUCACUUCAAUAUUACGGGUGAUAGACAGACUCAUCUGGCAAUGCGUUAUACACUGAUGCAUGAUUAACAGCUUUAAAUAUUUCUGUUAAUAAUAUGAAACCGUAUUUUGCAUUAUUUCUAUUAAAAAUACAGUUUAUCCUCAUGACAGUGGGAUUCGUUUUAGCCUAUAUCUGUGAUAAACUGGCAUCACAUGAGCCAAUCUCCAUCCUAACAUGAAACUGCACUUGUCACAAACACAUGAAGAUGAAGAUUUCCUGCAUCCUAUAAACUUACAUCAUCAGCGAGCAUCAGAAUAGCCUAUCAUUCGGUAUGGUAUGAAUUUAACCAUGUGUUAUGAUUAAUGUCAUAAUUGUUGAAUUUAACCAUGUGGAUUACUCAAACUCUAGUAGCUUUUCUCUCUUGAUAUAACAUGUCUACAGAUGCAGGAUAUUUAUAUGAAUGAGCAAAGUCAGCUGUGUGCCUUUAAAAUAGAUUUGAGAUUGCAUUUGUCAUGUUUUGAGCAUGCGCUGUCGCACGCACACUCUCUGAACAAGAGCAGGGGGGUUUCAUAGAGCAGCAUAUAUUUAAGAGUUUGCGUUCAUUUUUGAGCAAGAGCCAAGGAUGUCUUUGAAGAGAUUUGCGCCUGCGCAACCGGCACAUAGAUGCACUCUCGCGUGAUAUGCAUGCGUUCAUGACAUUAGCAGUAUCAUAACGCCAUAGACCUAGGGUUCUCAACGAGUGCAGGACCGUUCAAAGGAUGCCAGGGGGCACUGAGAGCAAAUUAUUAGAGAGGGGGGGUGUAAGGUUGCAAAUGGGGGGCGUUUAUAAUGCUCAAUGGACAGCGCGAGCGCAAAGCAGGUGCGUUUUACUCUCAGACUGGACUCGAGCUCUUUAACGCACAUCUCUGGUCAUUGCAGUGCUGUGAGAAGCAUUGCGGAAACCGUUCGGCACUGAUUUCUACAUGACUACCCUUGAAUUUACUAUAGUAUCACUAACUGAACUUUAGGCAGAAAUGUAUUCAUAGUACAUAUUAUCAUUUCACUACUUCAGCUCUAUUCAAUUUGUCAUAUGUUAUAUUGGGGGUGUGAGGGAAUAUGCAUUUUAUUUAAAUGUUUAUAUUUUGUUUAUUGUUUUUACAUGUUUAGAGUAUUCCUACUGUUUGUAAUUACAAAAAUGCCAUCAUUUGUUUUACAGAAAUCAUGUUACAUCUCACCAAGGUAGUGAAGAAGAUCCAUGCUUACAUGUGCUUACUGUGGUCUUCUUACAAAUACCACUGUAAAAACUAUGAAA
Xyrauchen texanus (razorback sucker) is the source of this 6462-nucleotide messenger RNA. Its product is annotated as zinc finger protein ZFP2-like. The record is from RefSeq and is a predicted model, not a curated record. Gene Ontology annotation, biological process: regulation of transcription by RNA polymerase II. The transcript is spliced from 4 exons. Lineage: Eukaryota; Metazoa; Chordata; Actinopteri; Cypriniformes; Catostomidae. Gene Ontology annotation, molecular function: DNA-binding transcription factor activity, RNA polymerase II-specific; RNA polymerase II cis-regulatory region sequence-specific DNA binding.